This is a messenger RNA of Glycine soja, 1139 nucleotides long. Its product is annotated as transcription initiation factor TFIID subunit 14b. Gene Ontology annotation, biological process: regulation of DNA-templated transcription. Bases 81 to 902 code for a protein of 273 amino acids. The transcript has 6 exons. NCBI's taxonomy places the organism in Eukaryota, Viridiplantae, Streptophyta, Magnoliopsida, Fabales, Fabaceae. The record is from RefSeq and is a predicted model, not a curated record.
AAUUUUGAUAGAGACACACAAACCCUAGAACUUGAUGCUCAGAUUCAGCUUCUAUCUUUGAGACGAGGUCGUUGAUUGAUAUGACCAACAGCUCAUCUUCGACAAAGCACGGUCAAGAUCAGCCUGAAUUAAGUGGUCCUACCCCCAAAUCACAGCGAACCAAAAUGGGCAAAUCCGAAGACAACGAUAAGAAGAACUUAGGUAAGAAACUCAAAGAUGUGGAAAUAAGCAUUCCAAUAGUAUAUGGGAACGUAGCAUUUUGGCUUGGCAAAAAGGCUAGCGAGUAUCAGUCGCACAAAUGGACAGUAUAUGUUCGUGGAGCUACCAAUGAGGAUCUUGGGACGAUAAUAAAGCAUGCUGUUUUUCAGUUGCAUUCUAGUUUCAAUAAUCCCACACGUGUUGUGGAGUCACCGCCUUUUGAAUUGUCAGAGUCAGGAUGGGGGGAAUUUGAAGUUUCCAUCACACUUUAUUUCCACAGUGAUGUUUGUGACAAGCCUUUGAACUUAUAUCAUCACUUGAAGUUGUAUCCAGAGGAUGAAAACAGUUCCAUGUCCACAAAGAAGCCUGUUGUUGUGGAGUUUUAUGAUGAGAUAGUUUUCCCUGAUCCUUCUGAGGCUUUUUUAGCUCGUGUGCAAAAUCAUCCAGCUGUGAACUUGCCAAGAUUACCUGCUGGACUCACCUUGCCUCCUUCCAUACCUGUUGAGGAUGCAAGUAAAAGGAGGAAAGGUGAUACCAAAGAUCAUUCCUUAAGUCAAUGGUUCAUGAAUUUCUCGGAAGCGGAUGAGCUCUUACAGCUUGCAGCAGCUCGUCAGCAGGUUCAAGCUCAUAUUGCUAAACUCAGACGACAGAUAAGCUUGAUAGAUGGACAGCAUCAGCAGUUUAAAUCUUCUUCUGACCUGUAGAUGUACAAUUAGGAUCUUUGAGGUUUAUUUUCUAAUUACUGAGAGCAGAAGAAUGGGUUGAUUAUAUGCUUCUAAUCAGCUAGUUGUUUCUUCAGCUGUAUUGUAACUUAUUUCAUUUUUUGUCUGCGGUGUUGUAAUGUUAGUGUACCUUUUGCCAAUAAUAAGCGGCCCAAUGUGUAUGAUUUAAUCAUAAAAGUGAAAGAUGUUGUCCUUUUAUUUCUGAUAAUAUAUAUUCAA